AUGCCGAUAUCUCGUAAACGCUCCCAGCAGGAGCUUGAUUCUAGCAAUGCGCUAGAAUCAGCCCAGCCGUCUAUUUUGCAUCGCAUCCGGAACAUGUGGCAAUUUGCGAACCUCUUCCAAUUCAUCCUUCUCUUCGGCCAUGCCCUUAAGCUGAACGAUAACCUUGACAUCGAGGAUCUCGAGGCAGAAUGCCUAAAACCCGGGUCGAUGUUGCUCCAGGACAUUGGACUUGGCCUCCUCAAGUUCCUUUCCUCUCACCGCGGCCUCACACACGAAUUGUUUGAUGAAUACACAAGGAGGCAAUUCCUUAGCAAGGCCCCAGAGCAUAACCCUUUUGGCUCCGAUGAGGUGCCAGCUAGCUUUGCGAACUUUGAUGUCUUCACCAAGCGCAUCGAACCAUAUGGGUGGGACCGGGACGACCGGACGUAUUAUGUUCUCGACGACAACCGCCUCUACCGCCAAACAGAGGCCCCCCUACCCACACCAAAACCGAAGAAAAACACGCAGAAGGCCAAGGCCGCUCAGCGGGCUAGCAAACGGCGUCGUGUGUCAGAAAAGGCCGCCAGUGAUGCCGGUGAUGACCAUGAGGAAGCCUCCGGUGCCAACGAGGUAGCUGAACCAGAAGACGACGGUUUCGGAGGGAUGAAGUGGGAGUGUGUGGCCGUCACUCUGGAUGAAAUCCGCCAAUUCUUGUCGACCAUCCAGAAAUCUAAGGAUCCUAACGAGAAGACCCUUCGCGAGCAGAUCGAAGGACAUCUAGUACCCAUUCUUGAGAAGCAAGUAGAAGCCAAGAAGCGGAAGCAGCUUCAACGGGAGAAGGAGCUUCUCAGCCUGGAGAAGAUGGCAUUCGCAAAACGGUCGAGCCGUAUUGCCGGCAAAUUGGAGCAGCAAAAAGCGGAGGAACAGGCCCGCGAGGAGGAACAGAAGCGGGCGAAGCAAGAAGUCGCCAGGAGGAAGCAGGAGCAACAGCGGCUCAAGAUGGAGCGGGAGAGGGACAACCGUUUGAUGUCGAGGGAACAACGCCUCAAGGAGCGGGAGUCUCGCCGGCGGUUGCACGAGGAUGAGCUUGCUCAGCUGUCUGAGGACAGCAAAGACACGACCGGCGGUGCGGCUCGCAUGUCGGAGCGGCGGCGGAUGGCCGAGAUUGAGAAAAACAAAAAGGCCCUCCAAGAGCUGGAGGACGAGGAAGACGACUGGGUUUUCGACUGUAUCUGCGGUGUCUACGGCAAAAUCGACGAUGGGACGCACAGCGUAGCUUGCGAGACGUGUAAUACUUGGCAGCACAGCAAGUGUCUCGGCAUCGACGAGAAGGACGCGGACCAGGAGGAUUUUCACUUCGUCUGCAACUCGUGCCGUCGACGCGAGCAAGAGGCGAGCGAGCAACGUGCCCGGACGAUCAAGCUCAAAGUCAACCGCCAGCAACAGCCGAGCUCACCAGCCGACGAGCAGGCCGCCGGUGAGGGGGAGGAUGCCGUGCCCCAACAGUCCCGGAGCGAGUUGGUCGUUGAGCUAGAGUCUCGGCCGGCCGCGCGGGCCUCUUCUACCUCUCAGUCAGCACAAGCGGACGCUUCGCACUCCCAAGAAGGCAAGACAGGUGACAGCGCACUCAGCGGCAGUGAGGCAAAGCCCAAGCAACUCCCAGUCAGCCAUGGGAACAAUCCCUUCUCGUCACCACAUCCAAGCCUAUUGCCGUCAGGUCAACCACCGCGACUAUCCAGUGGUCCACUCCUCGUGCCGGCCUCAACGAGCCAUACUACAACCGAGAAACCAGCGUCGUCGGCAAAGUUGACCGUGACGACCGGCCCUCUUUCAACAACAGCUCCCGGCCUCGCGGGUGGCGGCCCGCCGUCCCCCUCAAAGCAGAAGCAGUCGGCACAAAACCUUUCUUCUCCCGUAACAAAGACACCCGCGGCCGUUCCUGCAGACAACGACAAUUACCCCACCAACAACACCACAGCCACACCUUUAUCCUCAAUAGUGACGAUGCCGCACCUUACGCCCGCCCAGCCGCGCAGUGCCGGCGCCAGAUCUGAUCCCGCAGGCGUGUCUGUCCCCAGCAGCUCACCCCUGCCUCCUUCCAGCGCGGGUCUAUCCCCGACCAAGCACUCACCGCCUACGCCCAGACUGCAACAGCAACAUCAACACCAAAAUCAGCAGCAGCACGUCAACGGAGGCGCCCUCUCUAGCAGCCACAGCAGCAGUGUUGCUAUCCCGGUUGCUCCCAGCGGGGUAGGAGGCCCCCCGGCCGCGGUAUUCCCGCCCGUGGCGGCCCUGUCACCUUCACCGCGGCAGCAGAUAUUGACGCCCCCCGUCAAGCCUUCCGAGCCGGUCAGAGUUCCGCCCCACACGGCGCCGCAGCGGUCGCCGACGCCCAAGUUGGCGUUGGCUAGCUCGCCGCGGUUGGAUGCACAGUGA
This is a messenger RNA of Dichotomopilus funicola, 2415 nucleotides long. RefSeq lists its product as uncharacterized. Gene Ontology annotation, biological process: regulation of DNA-templated transcription. Gene Ontology annotation, cellular component: RSF complex. Bases 1 to 2415 code for a protein of 804 amino acids. The record is from RefSeq and is a predicted model, not a curated record. The transcript has 4 exons. Lineage: Eukaryota; Fungi; Ascomycota; Sordariomycetes; Sordariales; Chaetomiaceae.